Messenger RNA from Crotalus tigris (Tiger rattlesnake), 1918 nucleotides. RefSeq names its product vomeronasal type-2 receptor 26-like. The transcript is spliced from 2 exons. Bases 26 to 1237 code for a protein of 403 amino acids. Gene Ontology annotation, biological process: G protein-coupled receptor signaling pathway. The record is from RefSeq and is a predicted model, not a curated record. Gene Ontology annotation, molecular function: G protein-coupled receptor activity. Gene Ontology annotation, cellular component: membrane. Lineage: Eukaryota; Metazoa; Chordata; Lepidosauria; Squamata; Viperidae.
UUUAGCAAUUUUGAAAUGUGUGGUUAUGUCUUAUGUACUUCUUUGUAGGGUGUUGACUCAGCAUUACCAGCAUAUCCUGGCACUGGUAUUUGCUGUGAAAAAAAUCAAUGAAGACCCACAUAUUUUGCCAAACAUCACUCUGGGCUUCCAGAUCUAUAACAGCCAUUUCAGUGCAAGCUGGACUUAUCUUGCCUCAAUGGAACUGCUCUCCACCCAGAAGAGGUUCAUUCCAAACUACAAGUGUGACAGGAGAAACAAUGCAGUUGCCGUCAUUGGGGGACCUAACUCAAAUGUCUGCCUCCAUAUGGCCACCAUUCUUGGUUUCUACAAGAUUCCACAGGUUACAUAUGGAUCUGCUCCAGUACUGCAUUACAGAAGCCAAGCUGGCUUUGUGCAACAGAUGUUCCCAAGAGGCACUCAUCAAUAUAAUGGGAUCCUGCACUUACUUCUGCAUUUCAGAUGGACAUGGAUUGGGGUGCUUUACCUUGAUGAUGACAACGGGGAAAGGUUUGUGCAGAAUGUCCUUCCCUUUUUCUCUGAGAAGGGCAUUUGUUUUGACUUCAUACAAAGGCUCCCCAAACAAGGAUUUACGGGGGAAAUGCAGAAACUUAUAGAAGAAGGACUUGCAACUUACAAGACCAUUAUGAGAAACAGUUCCAAUGUUUUGCUCAUACAUGGAGAAAUUCAGACAAUGCCAAUUUUGAGAUUCAUGAUAGCAAGUUCAGUAUAUUUGGAUAUAUCUUCAAAGCCAGGUGAUAAAGUCUGGAUGAUGAUGGCUCAAAUGGAUUUCACUUCCUUUGCUUUCCAGGGCAGCUGGAGCAUAGACUUCCUUCUUGGUGCGAUGUCCUUGGCAGUCCAGUCAAAGAAAGUGUUGGGAUUUCGAGAGUUCCUUCAGACCAGAAAUCCUAUCUCAGAUAAAGAAGACGGUUUUAUCCAGAGCUUCUGGGAAAGUGUGUUUGAAUGUUUUUUCUCAAGCCUCGCUUCAGAAAACACGUCUGAGAAAAUCUGCACUGGGUUUGAAAAACUGGAGUCUCUUCCUGGUUCUCUUUUUGAAGUGAAGAUGUCUGCUCAUAGCUAUAGCAUGUACAAUGCCGUCUAUGCUAUAGCACAUGCUCUGCACCACAUACAUUUCUUGAAAUUCAAGGAAAAAAUAAUGGUAAAGGGGCAGAGAAAGAAACUUCUCAAUCAAUACUCUUGGCAGGUACAGUAUAUGCCCUUAAAUGUAAAUACAGGAUGACAGCAGUGUUCCUAUAUUUGAUGGGCUGCCAUGAAGAGGAGUGGAUAAACUAUUUUUCAAAGCACCAGAAGCAAGACAAGAAGCAAUGGAUGGAAACUAAUCACAGAGAGAAGCAACCUAGAUCUAAAGUAGAAAUUUCCUAGCAGUGAGAACAAUUAACCAGUGGAACAACCCAUGGAACAACUUGUGAGCAGACUUGUCUUUAAAAGUUAUGGGUGCUCCAUUACUGGAGGCAUUUUAGAAGAGUCUGGACUGUCAUUUGUCUGAAAUGAUAUAGAGUCUCUUGCUUGAGCAGGCGGUUGGACUAGUAGAUCUCCAAGAUCCCUUCCAACUCUGUUAUUCUGUUCUUUCUAGUCUAUUUUAUAUCACAAAUGGAAAAUAGCUUAUCGUAGCUUUAUAUGCAAAGGUAUAACUUAUAGGCUACAAUCUGUGAGUUAAGAAGGAGGAGGGUGGAGGAGGAAAGUAGCUGAGUCCCUGCUGAUUGGACCUCCAUUGAAUUUAAACUGCCCAGAGAUUGCUGGGAAGAGCUACAAUCUGUGAGUUAAGAAGGAGGAGGGUGGAGAGGAAAGUAGCUGAGCCUCUGCUGAUUGGACCUCCAUUGCAUUUAAACUGCCCAGAGGUUUAACUAAACCUAAUUAACUAAAAAUCAAAAACAGCAGUGGUACAUUCAGGGCAAGUGUG